GGGUACCUGGCAUGGAAGCCGGAUUCUAGCCUGGAAAUUUCUAAAAACAGCGUGGGAUUUUGACGAAUUGCACUCGCGUAAGGUGAAGAUCACAUACUAACUAGGGGUGUAGAAUUGACGAUCUUUAUGCGGUACUUGCUAUAAAUUCAUCGUGAUUUACUCUCCUUACUGUACAUUACAUCCAUCCAUCCAUUCUUUCCUUAUUUCCUACACUCUUUCUAUUGCUUCACUCGCUUCACAAUGAGAAUCUCCAAGUCCCUCCUUUCAGCCACCACGGCACUCCUCGUCUCAACGGUCACUGCAACCUGCGACACGGCCGCCCUCAACACCACCACUGGGUUCUACCCCAUCACCGAAGAAGGCACAACCAUCUUCGACGUCGCCAAAGCCACCAAACGCGGCGUCUGCGACAUCGCCCGCAGCAACCUCAUGGCCGACGUCACCAUCCCCCCUUCCGUCGGCGAAUCAAUCUACAUCCCCGCCCAAGUCUGCACCCCAGACAACGACACCUGCAUUCUGAAACCGAACAACACCACACGCACCUGCAUCAAUGGCGGGCCUCGUCUCUACUACACCGUCACCGGGGACACCUACGAGCGCGUCGCUCUCCGACUCAACAUCACCACCGAGUCCGUCAUGAAGUACCAGCAUGGGAAUUACAACGCCACCGAUGUGCUAGAGACCGGCCAAUUCCUGAAGAUCCCGCAGUGCUCGCCCAGUCAGUGUAUCAUCCAGCCGUACUCGUUCAAGUAUGGUGUGUACAAGGAUUUGGCGGAGAAAUACGGUACCACGGUCGGCCAGAUUAUGAUGCUCAGCCCGACGUACAACUAUAGCAGUCUGGUGCAUACGUCUGGUGGAACUCCCCCGCCGAUUGAUUUGGCGAUUAACUGUACUGCGCUCUCGAAUAAUGUUACUAUUCUGGCUUAGUUGGCUGCAUAUUUGUUUUAUGGGAUGUGUAUAAGCUAUGGCCGAGUGGCAGUUCAUCUGCCUGUUCGUGUAUCCACCAACAUCGCAUAAAGCAUAUACUUGAUCAAUAUCUUCCCAGCAUUCCACUAAAAUACAACGAUGGCUACUGAAGCGUGACGUUUGCCAAGAUAACCUUAUCUUCUAAGCUCCUGUCUCCACUUCAGCCGCAUUUCGCUGUCAUUGGGACUUAAUCGGGCAAGUCGUUUCAUAGCAAAUGUAAUCUAU
Messenger RNA from Aspergillus wentii DTO 134E9, 1191 nucleotides. RefSeq lists its product as uncharacterized. Lineage: Eukaryota; Fungi; Ascomycota; Eurotiomycetes; Eurotiales; Aspergillaceae. The transcript has a single exon. The record is from RefSeq and is a predicted model, not a curated record. Bases 241 to 927 code for a protein of 228 amino acids.